Molecule: messenger RNA, 1100 nt
Organism: Myotis myotis
Lineage: Eukaryota; Metazoa; Chordata; Mammalia; Chiroptera; Vespertilionidae
Gene: NSA2
Product: NSA2 ribosome biogenesis factor
Exons: 6
Coding region: 149-931 (260 amino acids)
Biological process (GO): maturation of LSU-rRNA; maturation of 5.8S rRNA
Cellular component (GO): preribosome, large subunit precursor; nucleolus
Source: RefSeq, a predicted model, not a curated record
GUCGAGCUUUCGCUGGAGUCGGUCGUUUGAGAAGUGCCCCUUUCCUGUCGCGAGUUGCGAAGAGGUGGUUCGCGUGUCUCUGAAACCCGAGAAUUGAGAGCUUCUUCGCGCCCGGGGGACUGCACCCGGCGGCCCGGCGGCCGUCACCAUGCCACAAAACGAGUAUAUUGAGUUACACCGGAAGCGCUAUGGAUACCGUUUGGAUUACCAUGAGAAAAAGAGAAAGAAGGAAGGUCGAGAAGCUCACGAACGUUCAAAGAAGGCGAAAAAGAUGAUUGGUCUGAAGGCUAAGCUCUACCAUAAACAGCGCCAUGCUGAGAAAAUACAGAUGAAAAAGACUAUCAAGAUGCAUGAAAAACGAAACACCAAACAAAAGAAUGAUGAAAAGACUCCACAAGGAGCAGUACCUGCAUAUCUACUGGACAGAGAGGGACAGUCCCGGGCUAAAGUACUUUCCAAUAUGAUUAAACAAAAACGAAAAGAAAAAGCGGGAAAAUGGGAAGUCCCUUUGCCCAAAGUUCGUGCCCAGGGAGAAACAGAGGUAUUAAAAGUUAUUCGAACAGGAAAGAGAAAGAAAAAAGCAUGGAAGAGGAUGGUUACUAAAGUCUGCUUUGUUGGAGAUGGCUUUACUCGAAAACCACCUAAAUAUGAAAGGUUCAUUAGGCCAAUGGGCUUACGUUUCAAGAAGGCCCAUGUAACACAUCCUGAACUGAAAGCUACCUUUUGCCUGCCAAUACUUGGUGUAAAGAAGAAUCCCUCCUCCCCACUUUAUACAACCUUGGGUGUUAUUACCAAAGGUACUGUCAUCGAGGUGAACGUGAGUGAGUUGGGCCUUGUGACACAAGGAGGCAAGGUUAUUUGGGGAAAAUAUGCUCAGGUUACCAACAAUCCUGAAAAUGAUGGGUGCAUAAAUGCAGUCUUACUGGUUUGACAGCAGUUUCAUACAAGUAACUUUGUAAUUGUUGAAGAUUAUGCACCAAUCAGGAAAAUUCCUUUACUAUGAUGUUUCUGAGUGCUAUCAAACAGCUAACAUGUCUGCAAUCAUCAAGAGAAUUAUUUAUUCUAUUGUAAAGAACAUUAAAAUGGCCCAGUUUUACAAA